This is a messenger RNA of Fusarium graminearum PH-1, 789 nucleotides long. RefSeq lists its product as uncharacterized. Gene Ontology annotation, molecular function: acyltransferase activity, transferring groups other than amino-acyl groups. The transcript has 3 exons. Lineage: Eukaryota; Fungi; Ascomycota; Sordariomycetes; Hypocreales; Nectriaceae. Bases 1 to 789 code for a protein of 262 amino acids. The record is from RefSeq and is a predicted model, not a curated record.
AUGGAGAUCAACAAGAAUUGUAGUAGUGGCAUCAAUGGAUCUUCGGCAAUAGCCAAGUGGCGACGACGCUCCCUCAUACCAUCUUCGUGGGAGACCUCUGUUCGUCUUGUCAAUGUGAACGAGUCUGCGGCAGCCGGUAGCUCUCUGGCUCAGGCUUUCGCAACUGAUGCAAUGAGCCAGUAUCUCCUCGACGGUGACGAUAUGGCCGACUAUUCUGAUGAGCAGAAGUGGAAGUUGCACGUUGACUAUAUGACUUAUAUGGUUGCAGCGCAUUGCUACAAAGGCAUUGUGACAACUAUCGGGUCAGACUACGAAGCUGUAGCUCUUUGGCUCGCGCCUGGCCAACAGAUGGAUGACUGGUGGACUAGUAUUCGCAGUGGCAUGUGGAAAUUAAACUACCAGCUGUCAGCCGAGGGGCGAAGACGAUAUUACGAUGAGAUGCUGCCCGUUCUCGACCAAACUAAAGUGGAAGUCAUGGGCCAGCGAGACAAGGACUCCUACUAUCUUGUAUACAUUGGCACCAAGCCCAAUGCCCAAGGAAGGGGUUAUGCUGGAAAGCUGAUUCGCGACAUGGCCGAUGCCGAGAAGCGUCCUAUGUACCUCGAGUCCAGCGCUGAACGCAACAACGGCUAUUACGCCAAGUUCGGCUUCGAGGUCAAACGUGAAGUUGUCUUCGAGGGUAGUUCCGAGCCCAUCAAGAUGUGGAUCAUGGUUCGUGAGCCUCAGAUUCCUCGUCCAGCUUGCAGCUCUAUUGUCGUGUCUGCCGUUAGCAGCGCGGUCAAAUUCUAG